AUGUCUUCAUCGACAGAGCUUCUGAACCGCCUCCUCCCCCGACAUCUCUUCCACAUAGAGCCCAAAAAUAGGGCCUUCCCUGUUCUCGAGCUUCAGGUCUCUGUUUUCACUGGCGGAGGGGUCGCGCUGGGCUGGGCGUGCUCCCACAAGCUGGCCGACGCCGCCACGAUGCGAUCCUUCCUGAAAACCUUCUGCGUUGUGUCCUGCGGCGAUCCGAAUGGCGUCUCGAGAAUAGAGGUGCUGUCGUGCCUGAUAUGGAAAUGCAGCAUGGCUGCGUCGAGAGCGCUCUCCGGUUCCCGGAGGACUUCAAUCAUGGUGGAGGCCGUGAAUCUCCAGGACGCAACAGACCCUCCCCUGCCGGACAGUUUGAUGGAGAACGUGUUUAGGUGGGCGACGGCGCCGGCGGACGAAUCGAGCGUGGAGCUGCAGACCCAGAGGAACGAGGCGAUCGGGCUCUACAAGGGCGACUAUGCGAGGUCGUUGCAGGUGGAGGAAGGGUUCGAG
Linum tenue is the source of this 504-nucleotide messenger RNA. The record is from the annotation of a GenBank genome assembly. NCBI's taxonomy places the organism in Eukaryota, Viridiplantae, Streptophyta, Magnoliopsida, Malpighiales, Linaceae.